AUGGUCAACCACCGAUUCUUCGACGGCUACUACGACAGUGACGACGAGCGGUCGACUACGAGUCUAGAAAACAAUCCAUCUACCGUCUUCGGGGUCUCAAGCGAAGACACCUUCUCCAGAUACAAUACCUUUGAUUAUGGUGGGGCCUUUCAAGAAGGCCAAUAUCAACAGAGGUCUGGUCGAUUCAACGGCUUUGGCGUCGGAAUGUUGCCAACAGAACCAGUCGCUCCCGUAGGGAGCAGCAAUGGCGGAUUCAUGUUCGUUCGCAUUCCCAGCAGCGAUUCCGAUCGCGGUGGUUAUGAGUCCAGUUGCUUCAGCCCAUCAGGCUUGAUGUCCCCCGAGGUCGAAGAGGGCCAGCCCUUCUACUCCAUCGCACCCAUCCAAGAAAUGUCACGGUCCUGUGGAUGUCAGCCCAGUGGGGGUUAUGAGGCCUCUUGCGGGUGCAAUACGUUGGCACCAAAUCUUUCCCAGUCCUGGACGCGAAGGCGAAAUAAUUCGUCUGCCCAUCCACCCUUUCCUCCACUUUCUGGGAUCCAAAUUGCCGUGGGUUCUAGCUACCGUGUGACGGAGCAGUCCAGCCGUUAUUCCAACUACCUCGGCCCCAGCGACCCCGCCAGUAUGGAUGAAGCCGAAAACUUGUCGGGUUCAUCCAGUCCGCCAACACAGCUUGACCUGACCGGGGAUAUAAGAACUGCCAAUCUCAUAUACCACGACCAGCGACCGACUAAUACUUUUGCAACGGGAACAUCCGACGGUGACCUUCGUGUAUAA
Messenger RNA from Spirometra erinaceieuropaei, 771 nucleotides. The record is from the annotation of a GenBank genome assembly. Lineage: Eukaryota; Metazoa; Platyhelminthes; Cestoda; Diphyllobothriidea; Diphyllobothriidae.